AUGGACAUCGAUCCUACUACCUACCUACGUUUGUUUGAGGCAGAAGUAAAACAGAGACUGAAAGGGAGCCAGCCUAUUUCCUGUAAAGUCUACUUCUGCCUUUGUCUACCAGGUGGAGCAAGAGGACAUAACCCUCCGCCGGCAAAGUCACAGGUCACUCCACAAAACCUUGCUCUUGGCUGCAACUCACGGCCAGUGAGAAAAGGGAGCGCUGAAGUAGGAGCCUUGAAGGAGCAAAGUGGCUGCAAGCGUCACCUUCACACUGCCUUGCUAAACCAAGGUUUGGUUCAGCAUGCAGUGUGA
Messenger RNA from Podarcis lilfordi (Lilford's wall lizard), 303 nucleotides. NCBI's taxonomy places the organism in Eukaryota, Metazoa, Chordata, Lepidosauria, Squamata, Lacertidae. The record is from the annotation of a GenBank genome assembly.